Molecule: messenger RNA, 408 nt
Organism: Lactuca saligna
Lineage: Eukaryota; Viridiplantae; Streptophyta; Magnoliopsida; Asterales; Asteraceae
Source: the annotation of a GenBank genome assembly
AUGACAAAGCCCCUGAAUGCAGCUCUAAUGGGUUCGCCGGUGGUUGAACAAAUCGCAAGGAAGGGAGAUCUAAUCUCCGACAGGCUUCCCUUGGUUCACUAUCUUCGUCUCUGUCAUCCACUAAUCGUGGAAAGGAAAGGAACAGAGGUAGCAGUGUUGUCAUCAAGUGGCAGCGAAGGCUGCUCCUUCUGCUAUCCGACAACAAUCACGCGGGGAGGGAAAGUCUUCGAUCCUCUAUUGAUUGGAGAAGAAAGAAAGACAAAAACAGUCAGAAAAUGGCCGGUGACUCUUAAUCGAUUGCAAGGAAGGGUUGCAAUCGGCGGUGGGAAGUCGCUGAUUUUCUUCUCUUUAGUGGGGAUGCAGGCAAAUCAGGAGCAAUCCCUAGGGGGGUGUCUCUUGGCAUCUUAA